Messenger RNA from Trichoderma atroviride IMI 206040, 2736 nucleotides. RefSeq lists its product as uncharacterized. Gene Ontology annotation, biological process: endoplasmic reticulum unfolded protein response. The record is from RefSeq and is a predicted model, not a curated record. Gene Ontology annotation, cellular component: endoplasmic reticulum membrane; Hrd1p ubiquitin ligase ERAD-L complex. Lineage: Eukaryota; Fungi; Ascomycota; Sordariomycetes; Hypocreales; Hypocreaceae. Gene Ontology annotation, molecular function: misfolded protein binding; ubiquitin-specific protease binding.
AAAAAAAAAAAAGCUCGACACGGCAAAAUCCAGCAAUGAUUGCGCCUCCAUUGUUGCCUGGAGCUGCCAAGUCUGUGCUUUCCUGUUUAUAAACUGCUGAGCGCUCUGGUCUCUGCACCUCUUCUAUUCUUCGCGUCUGCAUUUCGAGAUUUCGUGCCUUUGGUUGAGCAUAGUUGCAUACAAUGGCUGAGCUUUCUCUGGACGCGUACUGGCGGGCGCCGCCAAUUGCGAGAACUGCUGCCACUGUUACCUUUGGCCUGUCUGUCGCCGUGCACAUGGGAAUGCUUUCAGGGGAUUUCUUCAUCUAUGAUCCUCAAUACGUGGCGCGGAUUCCUCCGCAAAUAUGGCGCCUUGUAACGUGCUUCCUGAUCACCUUCCCAAAUCUGGGCGUCCUCUUUGACACUUUCCACAUGUACAUGUACAUGAGUCAACUGGAAAAAGGUCAUCCGCGAUUGUCGAGACGAGAAGACCUUGUCUGGUAUCUGACAUUUGUGUGCGGAACAAUUCUGAUACUCAAUCAUUUAUUGGGUUUUGGGUAUGGAGUAAUGACGCAGGCGCUCCUCCUCGCCAUGGCGUAUACCGUAACUCAGGAGCAACGCGGCCAGACGACGAACUACAUGUUUGUUAGUAUUCCGUCUCAGCUCGUUCCAUUUGCCAUGAUGGCAAUCAACCUCUUCUUCCCGGGCGGCAUUGGUAUUGUGUUUCUGCAGCUUCAGGGGCUGGCUGCAGCGCACUUGUAUUUGUUCCUGACCAAAAUCUGGCCUGAUGUUGCCGGUGGUCGGAACUGGCUUGAGACUCCUGCCUUCAUUCGGUCUGCGGUGAAUGGAGCAACACCUGCGCCGCAACCACCUGCUGGAGGUAGAGGAUCCGACACGACAUCUGCCCAAAGCAGUGGUGCUUUACGUGGACCGUUGCCAGACUCAUGGCGCACCAGAGGACCGGGGCACCGCCUGGGUUAAUUCAUAGCAUACAUUUAAUCAGAUUUAGACGUUGACAAUUGAAUUUCAUUGCUGUUCUCCUAGUAAAGAUUUCCUGAGAGUGUUCAUGGUUUGUCGAUGUACUAUUUAGCUCCUUCUACUCACUGCACCCAGCAGCUAUAGUGGCCGCGAUAGUUGCAUGACGGAUUGCUCAAUGAAAUUGUCAAGUUGUUAUAUCUUAUGGACAUGAAUUAUAUAGCUUCUAACUAGAAUGCCUCGGUAGAUAUCCCAGGGUAUAAAUGAUUGACAGCCGUUUCAUUGCGGCUAAAUACCUUGAACAAGUCCAACGCCCCUUUGAACAGACAAAGCCACCAUACCAGAUUAUUCCAGAUCCCGUCACAGCUCGAAUAAAGCAUUCAAGAAUUUUACAUCGCUUGGCCUCCCAAAUACGUAAAUCUCAAAGAGAGAAGAAAAGACAAAAGGAAAAGAAAAGAACGGCGCAAAAUGAGUGUAGUCUUGGUGGCAUCCCAGCGUCCACUAUUCACAUCCCGUACAAGAUGCUCUUCCCACUGGCUAGUGGCACCUCCGUAUAAGCAGCGUACUUCUCGCUGUUUUUCGGAGUAGGUGGACGAUUUCGCUCGAGGACGACGAUGCCUGCACCGAGUGGCCUGUCAACGAAUCGAGGAUCGCUCAAGAGAGGAGGUGUGAUGUGAAGCUGAUGAUCUGCAGCGUCUCCGGGCCGCCCAGCUAGGGGUUGAAGCACAAGACUCGGAGGUGGAGCUUUCUUUGGUAUGUAUAGCUUGGGCAAAGAGAGCGAGGAAAGUCUGGAGCUCCAGCCGGAUGAAGAUCCAACCAAUGUUGGUGAAGAGCUGGGCUCAGAUGGAGAUGAUGACGUGGACGGCCCUGGGGUAGGGAGUGCCUGCGGCUCAGACGGCCGAGAAGCGUCCUCUACGACGGAUUUGUAGGCUCGGAUGAUGAACGAGUCGGGAGUGCCCGGCCUCCGUUUGUGUAUUGGCUGAGGCGGCGGCAGAGAAUGGCUUGAGAUUGCGUCUCUGGCUUGCUUGGAGACGGCAUUGGGGUCGUAGGCGUGAUGAGCAGGCAUGGCAUUAUCGUGGCCAUGGAUGGCAGAUCUCGGGUCAUGAGUGAGCUGUAUAUGGCCCGAACGAGCGGCAUUCUCCAUGUGGUUGUAAAACUCGCCAUUGGUCCCAAUAGAGCCAUCUCUGGCAACGCCCUGGAACUCGGGGUAAUGAGACUGGUGGGCCACAUACACCCAAGGCUCAACCAUGGUCUUGGGAGAUGCCUCAAUGUCUUGUCUAUAGUAGUAGCGCUGCUCGUAAAAGGGAGGAGGGGGGUUCCUCUGGCGAGCAAAAUAGACGACGAAUAAGCAAGUGGCGAGUGCGAAGAUGAAGAUGAUUCCGACUAUGAUGCCGAUGAUUUCGGCUGUAGAGAGGCCUUUGGAUGAAGCGGAAUCAGUGUCGUUGGCACCGUCUCUUGGAACGACUUUGAAAGCUUGAGCAGUCUGAGAACUGGCCAGCGCCAAUAGGAGGACAUGUAUUGAAGAGAUCAUGUUUGGGCUCUGCGUACGUUUGACGGAAGAUGGACAGACAAGGGCUAUAUAAGAUAUACAAGGGAGUUUAACACGAGUCUAUCACAGGGAAGGCCUGCCCGCUGUGUAAUCAGAUCGAUCUUUUGCUAGUAUCAAUCACCGCUUUCGGGGAGGAUAUGACACUGGCAAGUAGAAAGAUCUUUACAACAGUUGAGCUGAUCAACCCUACUCAAGACAGGCGACGAGACAGGUAACCAUCUGGGCAGGAGACAC